Chiroxiphia lanceolata (lance-tailed manakin) is the source of this 1691-nucleotide messenger RNA. RefSeq names its product chromosome 5 C12orf75 homolog (gene C5H12orf75). The record is from RefSeq and is a predicted model, not a curated record. Lineage: Eukaryota; Metazoa; Chordata; Aves; Passeriformes; Pipridae. The transcript has 6 exons. The coding region runs from base 51 to 239 and encodes 62 amino acids.
GCUCCGCUCCCUGCGCACCGGCGGGCGCAGCGCCGGGCAGGGCAGCGCCCAUGGGCUGCGGCAACUCCACGGCCGGCGGCGCGGGCGGGCGAGGUGCUACAGGGACUACUAAAGAUGUAGCGGAAGAAUCUGUAUCAGAUGAUGACAAAAGGAGGAACUAUGGAGGUGUCUAUGUUGGCCUGCCGUCGGAAGCAGCUGCCAUGGUUUCCAGUCAGACGAAAGCUGCACCGAAAGAUUAGAAGGAAAUAAAGACAUCAAGAUGCAAACAGCUGGAGUCUGCUAAGACCAGUUGCCAGUGCUUUAGAGAGAGCUGUCUUUGUGCUGAAGAUUUUUAUAUUUACGUAGCCUUCUGGAGAGCAAGAGAGAUCAGAGCACCAAAAAAUCUAAACUGUUGCAAGUUCCAACUACGGGUAAAGCUUAAAGUACAGCGUGGCAUCAGUUUCCUAUGAUGGUUGCAUUAUGGAAACCUCCUCCUGUUCUCCAGUGAAAAAGGAAAUUGGUGAACUCAUGGUGGAUGUUUCUGCACAAGAGCUAACUUUGAUGAUCUGCAACUUAUUUCUCUGUGGCCAUAUUGCAGAUUUCAUCAGCUAUCAGCUACGCUUCAUAUAUUUUCUCCAACAAUUUUUGAUAGAUUUUAUAUAGAAAACCAUCACUACGGUCCACUCAAUAGUUCCUAUGGUAGGUUCCUGUAAAUUAAUUGUUAAUUUAAUUCAGAGUAAUAUAUUUGACAGGUUUGCAUCUUUUUGGUAAUAUUGCAAAUUUUAAUACUUAUGCUGUGAAAACUUAAGAAUACGAUGAAAUAAGCAUAAGAUCAUCAGGUUCUAUAUAAUUACUGCUGUCACUUUUAUACAAUGAGACAAUAUUAGUGUUUAGUUUUCACCAUUUAAAAAGAUAUUGCUCAAGGAAAUUUAUUUCAAUAAGAACAAUGUACUUCAUCAUAAUAUUUACAUGUCUGUUUAUAUUUUUCUUCAGCUAUAUCUCUUUUAUAAAACACUACAUGUAAAAAAAUACUAAUGAACUGAAUUAUUAUGUUAUGUGUUCUAUUUCAUGUAAUAUUAUAAGACAUGUCCUUACAUAAGGAUGAAGUGAUAAUAUUUUCAGAGGUGGCAGGACUAAACUCCAGUGCUGUAUCCUCCUGAAUUUCAGAGGAUUUUUGAUCACUAUUAGAUUUUUGUAUCCCUGACUCAUCCAUAAGCAUCUCCAUCAUUGAAACAGAAUGAGUGUUAUUAUUACUUUAGCAAAUUUUUGAGGGUUUAAAGUUCAUUAAGUUAAUAGCAACUGUAAGUUUUCCAGAUAACAUAAAACAGAUUGUACAUUUCCAUAUGGCUGAACAAGUAUUUAAAUUAUUAAAGCCUUUUGCAUAGUUCUUUAGUAAAAUUUUUUAAUGGGACAUGAUAUGCCAUACGCUUUAAACAAACAAAUAAACAAAAAAGCCCAACUCACACCACAUUAAUGUAUUACUGUAGAUCAAUGACCACUUUUAAAAUUAGAAGAAAAAGAGCCAACCAGAAAAUUUGGACAUGAAGAAGUAAACCACCGUGAACCAUGAAAUUCCUGCCCAUUUAACUGAUACCUGUCAUGACCAAUGAACAAGGUUUGACUAUGAUAUCCAGUAACUUGCAGCUUUGACUUUUACAUAGAGGUAGUUUGAUGUGAGGCUUGCAAAAAAAGAUCCUUGCUUGUCCUUUUUU